This is a messenger RNA of Oncorhynchus tshawytscha (Chinook salmon), 1197 nucleotides long. It is a transcript of the gene sh3bgrl2, whose product is annotated as SH3 domain binding glutamate-rich protein like 2. Gene Ontology annotation, cellular component: cytoplasm. NCBI's taxonomy places the organism in Eukaryota, Metazoa, Chordata, Actinopteri, Salmoniformes, Salmonidae. Bases 278 to 604 code for a protein of 108 amino acids. The transcript has 4 exons. The record is from RefSeq and is a predicted model, not a curated record.
GCUGUCAGGACCGCAGGGGGCCGGAUGGGGGAGCGCGGUCCACGGCAGACGCGGUGCGUACGAUGUUAUCGUGGCACUGACUGUAGCCUAUAAAUACCGGGAGGCGCGCAGCCUACCUACCAACACUGGCAUUAAUCUAAACACGGCUUGAACUGCGAGGAGAGGCACUUACAUUAGCAUCCUACUACUGGGAUAAACGCCUCAAGUGAAACGGAAUAUAAACCGCUCGAGUUCUAGUCUAGUGUCGCUCGCCUGUGCGACGCACAGCACCAAUAAUAUGGUGAUCAAGGUUUACAUCGCCUCCUCCUCGGGAUCUGUGGCGGUGAAGAAGCGUCAGCAAGCUGUGGUGGGGUUCCUAGAGGCCAACCGGAUCUCCUUCCAGGAGGUGGACAUCACCAAUGUGGAGGAGAGAAGGCUGUGGAUGUACCAACACAUCCCCCCGGAGAAACACCCAGACAAGAGCAACCCGCUGCCCCCACAGAUCUUCAACGGAGACUGCUACUGUGGGGACUAUGAGGACUUCUUCCAGUCCAAGGAGAACAACACUGUGUUUACAUUCCUAGGCCUCAGCUCACCGCCCUCAGUAAAGGAUUCCGAGUCGUAGGCAGUAGCGUGGGGAGUCGGAGGUCGCGGAGCACAUCACUUCCUGUAUUACAUCACUUCACCUCUCCCGGAGAUCUCACCAUAAUGACGCCACCGUGUUGCCAAACACCUCACCCUCCUCCCCCACCUACAGCCAUCUAACCUGACACAGGAGGAGGGGAGGGGCUUCAGACCAUGGGAGGCGGGGCUUCACCCCAAAAACAAUGGACAAUGAUUUCCUGAUUUAAUUUUUUUUUAAUUUAAAUUUUGUACAACAGCUGGUAAUCAUGACGAUCUAGUCAGUGGUUCCUGUUUGUGUUAGUGGUAAGUAAUUACUAGUUUUCUUUUACUGCUAUGUAUUCUUUGGUCCGUUGUUCAGAACACUUCUGUUGCAGCUCUUCCACCAAUAGCAGCAUGUAGCUCUCCUGUCAGAGUAGCCAGGUUCUGUACGCAGUCAGACAGUUAAAGCUGACCUGAGGUCGUAACUGGAAACACUGAAGUUGGACUUGUGGUUAAAAUCGAGGCGUGAAAUGGAGUCGACUACAGCUGUAUUUAGACUUUGCACAUUUUCGAUUAAAAAUCGCAAAUCUAAAUAAACUUUCAACAUUGACCAUA